GGCUUUGGGGACUGAGCCGCCCGCGCCGGAGGAACAUGCCAGGCCAGUGCCUAGCAACGCCAGGGCGAGCUGAUGGUACCAGGCCAGCUUCCGGAUGUCAGGGCUGCUUCUUUUCUUUCUCAUAAUCUUGGGUAAUCUGAAGCUCUCAAAAUGUUUGCCAAAGCAACAAGGAAUUUUCUUAGAGAAGUCGAUGCUGAAGGGAACCUGAUUGCCGUAUCGAACUUGAAUGACUCUGAUAAGUUACAACUUCUAAGUCUGGUGACCAAAAAAAAGCGAUUCUGGUGUUGGCAGAGACCCAAGUACCAGUUUUUAUCUGUCACCCUUGCAGAUGUGCUCACAGAAGACCAGUUUCUGAAUCCAGUGGUCGUGGAGUCAGACUUUGUGAAAUACGAGGGCAAGUUUGAAAACCAUGUGAGUGGGACCCUUGAGACGGCCCUGGGGAAGGUCAAGAUGAAUGUCGGAGGCAAAGGCCUCGUGGAGAGUCAGUCUUCGUUUGGAACCCUGAGGAAGCAGGAGGUAGACUUGCAGCAGCUUCUCAGACAUGCUGUUGACAGAAAGAUAAAUCUGGAAAACCCUGUGCUGCGGCAGGUGCUGGAGAGGAGGCAUGAGGUCCUGUGCGUCCUGACACAGAAGAUAGUGACGACGCAGAAGUGCGUGAUAUCGGAGCACGUCCAGGUGGAGGAGAAGUGUGGCGGCAUGGUGGGCAUCCAAACCAAGACCGUGCAGGUGUCAGCGACGGAGGAUGGAACGGUCAUCAAGGACACCAGCGUGGUGCUGGAGAUCCCGGCGCCCACCACCGUCGCCUACGGCGUCAUUGAGUUGUAUGUGAAACUGGACGGCCAGUUUGAAUUCUGCCUCCUCCAAGGGAAGCAGGGUGGCUUUGAGCACGAGAGGAGAAGCGACUAUGUCUUCCUGGACCCCCUGCCCUUUCGAGAGUUUGCAUUUGUGGACAUGCCAGAUGGUGGGCAGGGGCCGUCUGCCCCGGAUGGACCACUGGGUGUUUUAAAACAAGUGACCCUGCCCUUGGAGAGGAGUUUCCAGCCCUUUGUGGAGCUGCCCGAGCACCACCAGGCGGCGUUGAGGGGCGUCCUCCAGGCGGUCCUGUUUGAUGAAGAGCUCCUCGUGGUCCUGGAACAAGUGUGUGACGACAUGGUCAGCGGCCUGUCACCCCCGUCGGCCAUACUGGGGGCACUGAAGCCCCCACAGCAGCAGGACCUCACAGCUUUCCUGCAGCUUGUUGGGUGCAGUGUGCGGGGAGAGUGUCCCUGCCCGUUGGACGCCGCCAGCAACCUGAAGCUCUUUUCUGUGGCCUACUUCUUGGUCAGUGCGCUAGCAGAAAUGCCAGAUAAUGCCGCAGCUUUGCUGGGCACCUGCUGUCAGCUCCAGAUUAUUCCUACGCUGUGCCACUUGCUCCGUGUGCUGUCUGUUGAUGGAGAAUCUGACCUUGAAGACGCAGCCCUGGCUCCUCUGAGAGAUACAGAGAGGUUUGGGGUGGUGCAGAGCCUGCUUGCCACAGCCGACGUGAACCUGGAGCGACAGCAGUCGUCUGUGAAAGCUGGCACGUGCAAAGUCCCUAAUGUUUUCCCACUUGUUCUCUAUAUAAGCCUGAAUGGACUCUGUGCGUUAGGCAGAGCACAUCAAUAAUGUCACGUGUGCAUCACAAGUACAUGUUAUCAGCCCAAGGACGGGUACUUUUCAGCAUCGUUAAGAUGCUACUCAGGAGCCUAGGUCAGAUCCCCGUUCAAAGCUGAGCAAGGAAAUGAAUUUACACACGAGUUUGAGAAGUGGUGGCUGUCUGCACUGUGAAUCCCCUCGUGUUUAGCCACCAAGCACUCCAUGAAUGGCUUCUUGUUCAUCAGAGGCCCUCCUGUGCCUGUGAUUUGGUGCACAAGUUAAACUCCAACACCCAGAGAGCUGGAACUUCUAAGCCAGUGCACAGACCAUUUUUCCACAGAAAAAUGGGUCCAUUGAUCACUUAUAUUUCCCACUUUCUUCCUGUUAUACAAAAACAGAUCGGUCUGACACUAGGAUCCAAAAAUUCAUUUUAAAUUGUGAAUGCUGUGAGAAGGCAAUUUCUCUUCAUAGAAGGCUAUGUUCUGAACGUGCUGCAUGCUAUGCAGUGACUGAAAAAUGAACUGUAAAUUCCAUGAGAGUACAUAUAUUCUUCUGCUAAACAAAAUUAUGCUAAAAAAAUCUAAUAGCAGGACACCCUUAGGGGGUCUAGCUUUUGCAUUUUAUUUGGCUUUGCCAUGCUUUGAUGAGCACACAAAUUCUAUGUCGAAAACAAUGUGCUGAUUUCCCAUGCAUUCUGGAUGUCAGAUUUGUAAAAUAUGCAAAAGUGAAAAUAGUUGUACUAAAAUGGUGGCACUAUCCAUGUCUUUUUGUCUGGUUUUCUGAAAUAAGUAUAAAGAACAAACUAUAGGGUGUAGAGAAAAAGGAACACUCAUGCACUGUUGGUGGGAUUGCAGAUUGGUGCAGCCAUUAUAGGAAACAGUACGGAAGUUCUUCAAAGAAUUA
This is a messenger RNA of Rhinolophus ferrumequinum (greater horseshoe bat), 2517 nucleotides long. It is a transcript of the gene GSDME, whose product is annotated as gasdermin E. The coding region runs from base 151 to 1644 and encodes 497 amino acids. The record is from RefSeq and is a predicted model, not a curated record. Gene Ontology annotation, cellular component: cytoplasm. The transcript is spliced from 11 exons. NCBI's taxonomy places the organism in Eukaryota, Metazoa, Chordata, Mammalia, Chiroptera, Rhinolophidae. Gene Ontology annotation, biological process: programmed cell death.